Messenger RNA from Haemonchus placei, 858 nucleotides. NCBI's taxonomy places the organism in Eukaryota, Metazoa, Nematoda, Chromadorea, Rhabditida, Trichostrongylidae. The record is from the annotation of a GenBank genome assembly.
AUGGUCCUCAGUACACCUCAUUUCGAUGCACGCCAUGCCCACUGUGGGCGGGACUACGCCAAGCUGAUGUGUGCUUUAUACUUCACGGGACAUGGCCCACCCAACCCAGGUGCUUUCCUCUCAUUAUUUCAGCUUGAUGAGCUUUGUAGCGAGUUGGAUCAAACGUGUUUCAUAAUCGCUGAUAAGGUUGAAGAGUACAACGGCAAAUUAAUGGCAUUUCGAUCACUGCGACGCAAAGGGCCACAAGGAGUUCUCACGCUUUCGGAUGCCAGAAUUCUGCCUCCUUCACCGUUGACAUGGGAAAACUUCAACACAAAGACUUGGAAGAUUGAUAAACGUACAGUACGCUUAGAGUACGCGCGUCUGAUGGUGGUUGGAGCUUUCUUUAGUGGUGCAUUGGAGUUCAACACAACAAGGAAGCAAGAUAUUCUUUUAAUCGGACUGGGCGGUGGGAUCAUAAACAACUACUUCACGACAUUGCCAAAUCACACGAUAGCAGUCACAGUUGUCGAUAUCGAUCCAGUGAUGAAGCGAAUCGCAGAAAAGUGGUACGACUUUCAUGAAUCAGCAAAUCACCAAAUAGUGAUAGAAGACGGCGUGAGAUUUGUACGUGAUGCUGCUAAAAAGGGAGUCAAGUACGAUGCAAUACUACUCGAUGUUUGCUACAAUGUACCCCGUUCCAUGAUGUGUCCAAUCGACGAAUUUCUAAGUGACGAUAUGCUGUUCUGCUCAGCCAAGGAGAAGAAUUCGUGGCUGGACAAUAGGGAUGAAUUAUACAACCGUUACAUUGCUGUGGACGCUGCUCUAGGAUUUCAGCUCACUCUCAGGAAAAAGUUUAUUCCCAAUGAUUUGCUUUGA